Messenger RNA from Mirounga angustirostris (Northern elephant seal), 5493 nucleotides. It is a transcript of the gene CRIP3, whose product is annotated as cysteine rich protein 3. The record is from RefSeq and is a predicted model, not a curated record. The transcript is spliced from 8 exons. Bases 4117 to 4731 code for a protein of 204 amino acids. Lineage: Eukaryota; Metazoa; Chordata; Mammalia; Carnivora; Phocidae.
UGAAGGCAGACGCUUAACGACUGAGCCACCCAGGCGCCCCCAAGCCACUCUCCUUUUAUGUACAAUUGAUGAUGUAGCAUUUUUUUUUUAAUUAUUUAUUUAAGAGAGUGAGUGAGAGAGAGCACACAAGCAGGGGCAGACAGAGAGGGAGAAGCAGACUCCCCUGCUGAGCUGGGAUCAUGACCUGAGCCAAAGGCAGACACUUAACCGACUGAGCCACCCAGGCACCCCGAUAAUGUAGCAUUUAAACCCCUCACCAGGUUCUUGUAGGAUCAGAAAUAACAAGUAAAGUGCCUGGGCUGGUACUCCAUAGGUGGUAGCUGUCACUAUUUUAACAGUGCUCUCUUGCUCACAAAUUUGAAACUCCUUUUUGGUAAUAGAAUCACAAAAUCAUAUGCUGCCAGUUGUGAGGAAAACUCAAAUAUCUGUCUGUGUAUGAUGCUGGCAUCCCUUCUGCAACACUGGUGAUCAGUUGGUUUGUUCUCCAAUGUUAUUUAUAACAUCCAGAGAUAGGAAGCUCACUACUAUCUGAAGCAGCCACCCCAUGUUUGGGCUCUGUAAGAAGGUUCUUUUCUUGAACAGAAUCCCAAUCUGCUUCUUUGUGACCUCUAUCCUGGGGUCUCAGUAGUGCCCCUAAUGCCUCCUCCAUGUGACAGCCUUCAGGUGUUUGGGGCCAUUAUCUUCACCACCACUCAUCUUGAGUUGAAAAGCUUGUUUCUUCAGCUUCAUAACAAUAAAAGGGUCAAUUCAUCAAAAACUACCAACAGUCGGGGCGCCUGGGUGGCUCAGUCGGUUGAGCGUCUGCCUUUGGCUCAGGUCAUGAUCCCGGGGUCCUGGGAUCGAGCCCCGCAUCGGGCUCCCUGCUCCACGGGAAGCCUGCUUCUCCCUCUCCCACUCCCCCUGCUUGUGUUCCCUCUCUCACUGUGUCUCUCUCUGUCAAAUGAAUAAAUAAAAUCUUUAAAAAAAAAAACAGACUCCACACUGACAGCUGAUUAGGUAAUUCCUACACUCAACUGGACUUAACCAUUUGUGGUAUUUGUUAAACUAUCACGUUACAGGCUUUAGUCACACAACUAUUCAAAACAGCCACUGUCAGUAACUACAAGUACAUUCCUACAAGAAGUGUUCAUUUUCCCUGUUAGCAUUCUUUACAAAGCCUCUUUUAGAGACAGAAUAAUAGAAGCCAGGCAAGGAAGAAGAGUGGAAUACUGUGAUUUGCUGUACUUGCAAAUGAAUGGCCAAUAUUUGAAAAGGAGGAGCCUCAACUAGUCUUUUCUAAGCACUGAACUAGAAGAGACAAGGCACACUGUGUUUGUCAUGGCCAUACAACACAAGAAGGCCGCAGAAGACGGGAGCAGUAUAGCACUUGCCCCACUGACUCAGUGCAAGUUGUGUGAAGGCAGCAUGGCGCUCACACUCCGACACUUGUUUCUUUGUGUGGGGCCCUGUGCUGGAUGCACUGGUAAAGAUGACCUCUCUAGGAGGCUGAGGUAUGUGGCCAAGGUGAUCCCACACAGAAAGAGCUACAGAGCCUCAGUGAAAGAUUAUUUGAUAUGCCCCAGAAAUUGUAAGGAUAGUUCUGUGGGCAAAUGAAGCUAACCUUCCUAAAGGAGAAUAAAUGCAGUGUCUAUGAAUGACUACAAUGAAGUCCUCCCAACCUCCUGAAGUAAGACCUUCUCCACGACAGCCAUAGAGAACAAAAAACAGUGAACCUCAAGCCACCUUCUGUGAGAAACGAAUGAGAGAGGCAGAAACACAAAAGUAAAAUAUCGGUGGAGACUAAUAUUUUUCAAGUUUGUUAAAGAAGCCCAUCAAGAAACAGUUAUAAAACUAAGGAUCUUGAAAUAGUUCCCAAAACAAGAAACAGAUAAUGAGAAAGUAUAGAAAAGUUUGUUUCAUGGUGUGCAGCCUUCCACCUUUAGAAGUCAACAAGGAGGAUAAAACAAGUGUUAAAAGGAGAAAGUACUGAUGGAGACAAGUGAGGCAACAGGAGUGUUGAGUGGAAAUUCAGACACCAGUCCUAUCCCAUUACCCAGUGAGGGAACUGAAGUCCAGAGAGGGUCUCGGACUCCUGAGACACAAAUAGGACUCCUUUCACCUAGCAGGGCUCACCCACUGCAGCUGAAGGCUAAGUUCAGCACACACACACACCCUUGAGCUGUUUCUGAGCUGACUUGACAAAGACACUCCAGAAAACUCUUCAUUUCACCACCUAAUACUUCAUCAAGGGAUUCUUUUCUCUGCUGGGGCACUGGCACAUAGUAAUCAGCUCUCUUUCCUGCCCCUCAUUCCCUGAGCUACCUUUUUAAAAAAAUAAGUUCUCUUCAGGCAUUAUCAUUAUUAUUGUUGAGAAAUUAUUCACAUAUCAUAAAGUUCAUCCUUCUAAGAUAUACAAUUCAUUAAUUUCUAGUAUAUUCAUGAGGUUGUACAACUAUCAUCACUAUCUAAUUCCAGACCAUUUUCAUCUCCCCAUAAAGAGACCUAAUACCCCCUUAGCAGAUAUGCCCGAAUGCCCCUCCUCCACACCCCUAGGAACCACCAAUCCACUUUUCUGUCUUUAUGGAUUUCCCUACUCUGGACAUUUCAUAUAAAUGGAAUCAUACAAUAUGUGGUGUUAUGUGUCUGGCUUCUUUCAUUUAGCAUGUUUUUAUGGCUCAUCCAGGUGGUAGUGUGCAUCAGUACUUCAUUCCUUUUUAUGGCUGAAUCCUCUUCUAUCACAGAUAUGCCACAUUGUUCAUCUGUUUCAUCAGUUGAUGGACUUUUGGCUGUUGUGAAUAGCAGUACUAUGAACAUUCAUGUACAAAUUUUCGUGUGCACAUAGGCGUUCAUUUCUCUUGGGUAUAUACCCAGAAUUGCAAUUGCUGGAUCAUACAGUAACUCUCUUUAACCUUUUGAGGAGUUACCAGAAUGUUUUUCAAAGGGCUGUACUGUUUUACAUUCUCAUCAACAGCAUAUGAGGAAUCCAAUUUUGACACAUCCUAACACCUGUUAUUAUCUUUUUUUAUUAUAGCCAUUCUGAUAGGUCUAUAAUGGUAUCUCAUUGUGAUCCUGAUUUUCCUUUCCCUAAUGACUAAUGAUGUUGAGCAUUUUUUCAUGUGCUUGUUGGCCAUGUGUAUAUCUUCUUUAGAAAAAUGUCUAUUCAAAUUCUUUGACUUUUUAAAUUGGGUUGUCUUUUUAUUAUUGAGGUGUAAGAGCCCUUUAUAUAGAUAUUCUGUGAUUACUGGAUCCUUACCAGAUACUAUAUUUGCAAAUAUUUUCUCCCUUUCUCUGUGGGUUUUCUUGAAGUGUCCUUUGAAGCACUCUUGGGCUACUUGUAACAAAUAUUAAAACACCUUAAAACUAAAUUAGGAUUAUGUAAUUGAUGUCUGAAUGAUACAUUUAAAUUUAACAAGCAUUGUAAUUUCACAAGAAAACUAUUGUAUCCAGACCACAUUUUGAGGCUUCCAAAGAGUCUUGAGUUCAUUAUGGGAUCUGUCAUAAUGAUAGCUCUCGCUUUUAUAGCAGCUAUGUGCCAAUCACUGUUUGGGCACUUUGCACGUACUAACUUACUCAGUUUCCACAACAAUCCUAUGAGGUAGAGAUUAAUCGUCAUACUCAUUGUACAAAUAAAAUGGAUGCGGAGGGAGGUUAAGUAAUUUGCCUGAAGCCAGAGAGUAAGUGGCAGAGAUGCGCUCCAGAUUCCGACGCUCUUAACCACCUGAGACUGUCAAGGCGGAAUUAAGCCAUUUCAAAGAAUGCCUGACCCCUCGCUUUGAGGAAAUUACAGUGUUUUCAUGACGUCUGUACUCUGGACAGUUUUCCCUUUGUACUAAGCCAGAAACUAGUGCCACCUUUCCAGUCGUCUUCAUUGCUCUCUUCCUUUCCCGUCGGGCUUCAAGUCCCUCUCUCAUCUCCACCGGUCGGAGGCUUUAGUUUUUGGAAAGACCUGCGAGGUCGCCUGCGUCUCCCAGGCGCAGUUGUUCUAAAUUUCUGACGGCCAAUAGGCGCCGAGGAGCUGCGGUUUCUGCCCAAUGAGGCUCACAGCGGGGCCAUGGGCGGAGCCAGCGAAGGGGGCGGGAACGGAGCCCCUCUCGGUGGUUACUACUGUGUGUGGCGCCGGCUGCCCUGUGCGGAGCCAUGAGCUGGACCUGCCCGCGUUGCCAGCAACCCGUUUUCUUCGCGGAGAAGGUGAGCUCCCUGGGCAAGAACUGGCACCGCUUCUGCCUGAAAUGUGAGCGCUGCCACAGUGUCCUGUCCCCAGGAGGGCAUGCAGAGCACAAUGGGAGGCCGUAUUGCCACAAGCCAUGCUAUGGUGCUCUCUUUGGACCCAGGGGGGUGAACAUUGGUGGUGUGGGCUGCUACCUCUACAACCCUCCCACUCCCACCCCAGCCAGCACCACUCCCCUCAGCCCCAGCAGUUUCAGCCCCCCCAGGCCCAGGACUGGCCUCCCCCAGGGCAAGAAAAGCCCUCCCCACAUGAAGACAUUCACUGGGGAGACUUCACUGUGCCCUGGCUGUGAGGAACCUGUCUAUUUUGCUGAGAAGGUGAUGUCUUUGGGCAGAAAUUGGCACCGACCCUGUCUGAGGUGCCAGCGCUGCCGGAAGACCCUGACUGCUGGGAGUCAUGCUGAGCAUGACGGCGUCCCCUACUGCCACAUCCCCUGCUACGGCUACCUGUUUGGCCCCAAAGGUGUGAACAUUGGUGAUGUGGGCUGCUACAUCUAUGACCCCGUGGAGAUAAAAUCCAAAUGAGAUGCUCACAGGAGAGGUCACUCUAACUCAGGCCUCAUACCAUCCCCUCCAUGAUCCAAUGAGAGCUACAGAAUUCUCCAGUCCCACAGGGGGAAGAUGAUCUUCCAGUGGCCUGGGCCUAGGCUCCAUGGUAGACCAGGGAGUCUAGACUUUGCCGAUUCCUCCCUUUCCUGUUCCAAUCUGGCUAGGGGACAUAGGCCACCACAUUUUAAAGGGUAGCCUCCUGGCCUUCCCAGUCCCUUUCCCUAGCAAAUUCUUUAACUUCAAGUACUUAAAAAAAUGUGUUUAUUCUGGCUUCUCCAAUAAAAUGUUGGCUCCCAUGCCUUCAGCUCUUCUUUGGGCAUGAGGCCUAAACAAUGGGUUGGAGGAUGGGAGGUGUGGGGUGGAGGAUGCAUUACCCUGCAAAGUGCAUGGUAGGUACAGGGCCAGCCAUGGGAACAAAGAGCUCUAUUCUCCUGGUACCCUGGUCCUGGGCAGCUCCCAGUACCACACAGUGGACAGCAUGCCCACCAGCCUUUUGGUGCCACAAGUCAUCACAGGGCAGUCCCUUCUUUAGCACAGUCUCUAGAAGAAGCACGUUAGGGUGCCUGGGUGGCUCAGGCGUUAGGCGUCUGCCUUCGGCUCGGGUCAUGAUCCCAGGGUCCUGGGAUCGAGCCCCGCAUUGGGCUCCCUGCUCAGCGGGAAGCCUGCUUCUCCCUCUGCCACUCCCCCUGCUUGUGUUCCCUCUCUUGCUGUCUCUCUCUCUGUCAAAUAAAUAAAUAA